This is a messenger RNA of Sabethes cyaneus, 1728 nucleotides long. RefSeq names its product dendritic arbor reduction protein 1-like. The coding region runs from base 1 to 1728 and encodes 575 amino acids. The record is from RefSeq and is a predicted model, not a curated record. NCBI's taxonomy places the organism in Eukaryota, Metazoa, Arthropoda, Insecta, Diptera, Culicidae. Gene Ontology annotation, biological process: regulation of transcription by RNA polymerase II. The transcript has 6 exons. Gene Ontology annotation, molecular function: RNA polymerase II cis-regulatory region sequence-specific DNA binding; DNA-binding transcription factor activity, RNA polymerase II-specific.
AUGGAUAUAAUAGGCGAUCAAAUAGUACCAUCGUCAAGCUUGUGGGUAAUGCAGUCACCAGAAUUAGAAUUUCGGCAUGAGCUAAUGGGGCGCAUAAAUAAAUUGGAAAGCGAUGUCGAGCUGGACGUUGUGCCGAUUAAUCAACAUCAUCCAUCAUCAAGUUCUCCGCUACCUCAGUCUGGGUUGGUUGGAUACGGGAGCCAAGGUUAUGAUCAUUACAGUAAGGAAUUCUUUUUUGGAAACAAACAUCGAGAUGCCCUGUGCGGGGAAUCCGACGAUUCAUUCCUGCGACCGCCCCUGUGGGAAGACAUUACCAGUUCGAUUCAGAACAUUGACCCGGAGAAUGCCAUCAUGUUGGGCACCAUGAAUGGUAUUCCCCAGGUCAAAACAGAGGCUGCAGAUGAUACCUUCCUAGAACCACUUUCCUCGCCGUUGUUGAGUCCGUUAGAGAUAAAAACUGAAAAAAACCACACAGUGCAUAACAACAACAACAACAACAACAACAAUAAUAAUAAUAAUAAUAAUAGCAUACACCAAAAUCAUCUUAUAGGCGAUAGUACUUGUAAUUCAAAUAACACUAGCAGUAGUAGUACUGGGAACAUAUUCCUACCUAAUAGUGAUUCAGCCUAUCUGCAUCAUUCGCAUUCUCAUUCAAAUCCGCUGACUCCUAGUCACCAUGUUCACGGUCAGCAACACAAUCUCAACGGCUAUAUGGGUUGCACCAACGGUAGUGGAAGUCUUCAAGGUUCCUCGGCAGGUCACCAUUCGCAGCAUCAUCCUCAUGGCCACCAGUUACAAGUUAACCAAAACAACAACUAUUACCAUUGGUCUCCACAUCAGCCCAGCACAGGCAGUAGUCAUGGGCCUGCCCAGAUAUAUCAUCCAAAGUAUCAAGGCUCAGCGAUCUGCACACCUAUAUCCAGGUUGAUGUACGUUCCACCUCUAACCCCACCAAACUCAGAUCCCGGGAGCCCGGGAACGACAUUGCAGAACCCACCUCGGAGAACUCCUCCGCCACCAUACCAUCCACAACAAGUGGCAUCUCUGACGGUUCAUUUAGGCGCAGGUAGCCAUCAACCGUCACAUCUACAUCACCAUCCGCAUCCAUCGACUGCUACAGCUUCUUCUGGCGGUGUACCUGUCGGAUCUCAACAACUUCAUUCCCAACUGCAACCUGGUCAAUCGCUUACAACUACAGCAGUGAACCAAAUUUCGUCCAAUCAGAUAGCAAUAGCGUCAAUAGCAAUUAACGGUAAUAGUUCGAACAGUAGUAGCGGUAUUAGUGCUAGUAAUAACAGCGUUAACAACAGUAGUGUUACUAAUAGUGCAACCAGUGCCACGGGAAGAAAACGGACCUCUCAACACAGCAUCAACAGUGUACUCAGCAGUGUUGGCGUGGUUAAACAUAUUGUUGGCCGGUAUAACCGACGGAACAAUCCCGAGUUGGAGAAGCGGCGGAUACAUCACUGUGAUUUCAUAGGUUGCACAAAAGUUUAUACCAAAAGUUCGCAUCUAAAAGCUCAUCAACGAAUUCAUACAGGCGAAAAACCGUACACCUGCCAGUGGCCAGAGUGCGAAUGGCGUUUUGCUCGAUCCGAUGAGCUGACGAGGCAUUAUCGCAAACACACAGGAGCCAAACCAUUCAAGUGCAUCGUCUGUGAGAGAAGCUUCGCCCGCAGUGACCAUCUAGCGCUGCAUAUGAAACGGCACUUACCAAAAAACAAAUGA